Molecule: messenger RNA, 2397 nt
Organism: Bactrocera dorsalis (oriental fruit fly)
Lineage: Eukaryota; Metazoa; Arthropoda; Insecta; Diptera; Tephritidae
Product: odorant receptor 83a
Exons: 5
Coding region: 144-1565 (473 amino acids)
Biological process (GO): sensory perception of smell; detection of chemical stimulus involved in sensory perception of smell
Cellular component (GO): plasma membrane
Molecular function (GO): olfactory receptor activity; odorant binding
Source: RefSeq, a predicted model, not a curated record
UACUCAAUUUUAUUUGUAAACAUAAAAAACACGCUUCGGAGAGAGCAUUCCUGCUGGGCAAAUUAACAAUGCUUGGUGCUUACAAACUUAUAAAAAGGGCACACAAACUAUUUUCUUUUUAUUGACAAAAAAACGUGAUUCAAAUGUCAUCGAAUGAAGAAAAGCAAAAACCUGAUAUUUCCGCAACGGUGCACGAUGGAUGUUCGACAUGCAGAAUGCAACGACGUGAUAUGUUCAGAUGUAUUCGUUGGCAUUUAUGGUUCUCUGCCAUGUAUCGUCUACCACUAGAGCGCUAUUUUCCUGCUCGUCUGCGGUUUCUCGCCGUUACUUUGGAUUGGACUUAUGAACUGUUCUUAUAUUCCACAUUGCUACAUAUCGACAUACUCUUUAUCUGUACCAUAUAUUUGAAUCAGGAUAAAGGUGAUCUGGAACUGCUGGUGAAUUGUAUUAUCCAGACGGUCAUCUAUACGUGGGCAAUAGUCGCAAAGGUCUUCUUUAAACGCAUCCAACCCAAACGUGUAAAAGAGCUAAUGCGCUAUUUGAACGAGGAAUGUCGAACGCGGUCAGCUGCUGGAUUCACUUAUGUUACAUUUAAGGAGAGCGUCGAUAUGUCGAACAUGUGGACCACGGUAUUUCUGAUUUGCUGUUAUGCUGGCGUUACUUUCUGGCUUUUCGUACCCAUCUUUAAUCAGGAUCGCAGCUUGCCACUGGCCUGCUGGUAUCCCAUCGAUUUUAAGGUACCCAUAGUUUAUGAGUUCAUUUACUUUCUACAAACUGUGGGUCAGCUUCAAAUUGCUGCUGCCUUUGGCUGUACGAGUGCUUUCUAUGUGCUAAUAGCGGUGAUCUUCUCUGGCCAAUUCGAUAUACUUAACUGCAGUCUGAAGAAUAUUUUGGCUACCACAUAUAUAAUUCUAAGAAAACCGAAAUCGGAACUCAUUUUACUGAGAGAAGAACAAAGCAUCGCCGACUACGAGCUUAAUCAAUAUUACAUCGCUAAGGAAUACAGCAACGACUGCGACUGCAUACCACAUUUUUUCGACAAGGAAACACCGAAACCGGAAAAUUUCUACGAAGGUUUCAAAAUCGCCCUUAGACCUUGCAUUGCUCAUCAUCGUUAUAUAUUGUACGGCCUUAAAAUGUUGGAGGACCUCUACAGUAAUCUGUCGUUUCUCAAAUAUCUUGAAGUGACACUGCUCGUUUGCCUAGUCGCAUUUGUUUGGGUUAAGUCCACAGCCGCCAACUCGUUCCUGCGUCUGCUCUCGCUUAGUCAGUAUUUGCUCUUGGCGCUCUGGGAAAUGUUUAUGAUCUGUUAUAUGGGGGAAAUUAUAUUUUUGUGUAGCAAACGUUGUGAUGAAGCCAUUCAACGUAGCCCCUGGCACUUGCAUUCUGGUGAAAUAAAACAGGAUACUUUAUUCUUUAUACUCAACGCCCAGCGUCCUUUCCGCUUGACCGGUGGCAAGAUGUACAACUUAAAUUUGAAAAUGUUUCGCACAAUUUUAACCACAUCGUUCUCGAUUUUAACCAUAUUGCAAAAUAUGGAUCUGAGACAACCGCAGCCAAAAUAAUUUUUAAGUUUCCAUUAUGGGAACAUUUUUAAAUAAAUGAAUGAAUUAGAAUAUUUUAAAAUGUUCGUUUUAUCGUAUAAUUGUUCCUGCAUAACUGCUUUCUUUGACGCUAUAACCAACGAAACGAAAGCUUCUUAGAAGUUUGCUAGUAUAGCCAGAAAAUAGAGCCAAGCGCGAAUAUUUAGACGAUCCGGCAACAAGGGUUAAGCGAGCCAGAUGGUUAAUCUCAGUCAUAUCAACAUUCGCCUUUAUAAUUCAAUGAUGAUGAUACAUCAAUUAAAUAGGUCUUACAACUUCCAAUUUUGGUAGUAGCAUCUGUUUUUUACUUCAAAAUGGCUCUUUGCUGGAACAUUCUCUCAUUUCUUUCUUGAGAGUAAAUCAUUUGUGGCCUUAGCAAACGGUGCAUAUGGAAGCAAUACGAAGGCCAAUUCUUUCAGUGACAUUUUCCAACUGAUCUUUGAUGUUUUUAGUAUGUCACUUUUCUUGACUGACCCUAUUUUUGGGGCAUAAAAACCAGGAUGUUGGAUUUUUAGUUAUUCUAGUAGGAAACCUCCUCUUUAAGCUUUGGUCCAUUGGAUCGUUUCGUAAUUGCAACAACCAACAUCGCAAUUCUUGCAAAAGUCCUAUAAAAGAACGCUUUCUGAAGCGCUAAAAAAUAGUAAGUGACUUGAAGGGUCUGGAUUUCGUGAAAUGAUUCCAAAAAGUGCCGAAAUAUUGAGAACACCGAGAGUUGUGCCAACUCGUAUGAUUGCAUAUAGAACGAGAAACGUUGCUAAUUUGGAUGGCCAAACUAUACCACGAUUUCACAUAUUAUAUUACACCCAUGUACAUA